Talaromyces stipitatus ATCC 10500 is the source of this 2106-nucleotide messenger RNA. RefSeq lists its product as uncharacterized. The record is from RefSeq and is a predicted model, not a curated record. The transcript has 5 exons. Bases 1 to 2106 code for a protein of 701 amino acids. Lineage: Eukaryota; Fungi; Ascomycota; Eurotiomycetes; Eurotiales; Trichocomaceae. Gene Ontology annotation, molecular function: nucleic acid binding.
AUGUCACAAGCAAGCCUCGAAGGAGAUCAUCAAGCAGUCAAGCGAGCAACCCAGGUGAAUAUCGCCCUGGGGGGACUGAGACACCUCCGCCCAGAGCAGAUGAGACAAAUCUACCAAGCAUGCGUGACACCAAUCGUGGAUUAUGCAUCCACCGUCUGGCACAACCCACUAAAGGAUAAGAUACACCUGAGAACGCUGGGAACUGUGCAACGAACCGCCCUUAUUCGCAUUCUCUCUGCCUUCAAGACGGCGUCCACGGCAGCCCUAGAGGUGGAAGCCUAUGUGCUUCCAACCAAUUUACGACUUAAACAACGUGCCCAAAUAGUGGCUGCCCGCCUCAGCACCCUUCCAGAGGAUCACCCAGGCCAUACAGUAGUGACCCGAGCAGCAACGCGGAGCAACCAUAUAGGAAGUGGACCUCGAUUUCCUCUAGCAGAGACCCUGCGGACAAUGAACCUCACUCGACUCCAGGCUCUGGAGACAAUUGAUCCAACACCCCCACCACCGUGGCAGACACCAGCAUUUAUAGAAAUCGACAUUGAAGCAGACCACGACAAAGCUAAAGAGAAAGCAUCUGCUAGACAAAAAGCAGCCGGUAUCACAGUCUUCUCGGAUGCAUCAGGCCAACAGAAUGUUCUAGGAGCUGCAGCGGUAGCCCUAGAUCAGAACCAGCACAUCAUCCAACACCGGAAACAAUCAGCUCGGGAGUUAAAAGCACGGGGAAUUCCGCUCCGACUCCAAUGGGUACCAGGACACUGUGGUGACCCGGGAAACGAGGCGGCCGAUCGACUGGCUAAAGAAGCAGUUGGCCUAGACAAAGAACAUCCCUUCCAACAUCUUCUCUCACGAGAAAAAGGUUUCAUCCGCAACCGAAUCCAAGAAGAAUGGGAACGGGGAUGGAAGACGUCCAAGAACGGUGGCCACCUUCGGCGGAUAGAUAGAAAUCUACCCGCAGUUCGUACCCGGAGAAUGUAUGGCUCGCUACCACGCAAUCGAGCCUACCUGCUCACCCAACUCCGAACCGGCCACUCAUGGCUAGCAACACAUGGCAAACUACAUGGCCAUAGAGAGGAUGACAAGUGUGAAUGUGGAGCGAUAGAAACAGUGGUUCACGUCCUGAUUCACUGUCCCAAAUUGAAGACCAUACGACAAGAACUACGGAAGAAGAUCGGGACUGCAUUUAACAAUAUCUCGGACAUGCUGGGAGGAGGAUCUCAAGGUAAGCAAGGUAAGGAGGGUGAUAUGCAAGGCGGUAGCAUCUUAGGUGCAGUACUCGACUUUGCAGAGGCAUCACAGAGGUUUCAAAGCCGGGCGCCGACAAAGAACCGAAACCAAGAAGUCACCGACUUUGAAAUCAUGAUUCGGUGUCCAAGUCAAGCCGUCGCGGUGAAUGAGGAUGGGCCUCCUCAAAGGAGGAGAAAGAUUGGAGAGGACAUUUUCCCAGUAGACGAAAUAACGAUGGAUCCAGAGCCGAGACGAAUUGGAAAUUGUGAAGGGCAUAAUCUUAUUGAACUUCUACAUGACAUGCAUGAAGAACUGAGGGGAUUCAAGGAGCAACUGAAGAAGUCCGAAAAAGAACAAAAGAGACAACAGAGAAAUAUCGAGGAGCAACGAGAAAGGAUCGAAGAGAGCGAGUACUUACUACUGGCGGCUUAUGCAAAUGAGCUGGAAUGGACAGCUGGAAAGAGGGGUGCGGAGUCUCGUUAUACAAGGAAUGUCAUCAUCCAUGGUGGAGACAUCAAAUAUGCUAUUAGAGCGAUUGAGUUUCUUGAAGAGCUUGGUGAGACUACCCGGGUGCAAAAUGCAUCUGAAGGAUUUGGCAUAACCUACGGGAUCUCUAUAGGCAAGCUACGACCUAUAAUCGCAACCGUCCCGGAAGAGGUGGUGGACCUCCUAAAUAAAAGAGGAAUACUACAAAAGGUUUGGAUAUGGGAAGACAAAUUCCCUAAGGAGAAAAAGGAAUGGAUUAAGGACUGCGAUCAAGUGAUCAAAACUUGGUUGCAUGCUGGAGGGAAAUCAUAUCUUGAGGAAGAAGUCAAGGAAAAACAUUUUAGACUGCGUCAAUGGAUGGAUGAUCGUGUUAAGGACAUCAAAAGGCGCAGCUAG